Molecule: messenger RNA, 716 nt
Organism: Tetranychus urticae (two-spotted spider mite)
Lineage: Eukaryota; Metazoa; Arthropoda; Arachnida; Trombidiformes; Tetranychidae
Source: RefSeq, a predicted model, not a curated record
UUUCCUAUCCAUCUGUUGUUUUAAAUCUUAUCAAUGUCUGUUUUUCAGGUAUUUGCCAUGAUUGAAGAAGAAACCAAAAGGUAUCGCCCAUCAAAAAACUAUCUUGAACAUUUACCACCUUUAGAGUUACACGAAUUUGAGACCGAGAUGCUAAAAAAUGAAAUGGAAAGAAUGGAACGAGGACAGCCAAUCAAAAUGUUUUCAAUGGAAAGAUAUGAGUUGCCGGCUCCUUCAGCUGCCAGAAGAAGUGAACCUACUGAAUGGUUAAAAGCAUAUGAAAAUUCGCAAUCUCAAUUAUUUCAUCAGGAUGUCAGACUUUUCAACCUUGAUUUACUUAGUAAAUAUGGUGCAGAAGCUUGGAAAGAAUAUAACUCUAAACUAACAUCAACAAUUGGUUCAUUGCAAAAACAACAUCAUGAGUUGAAGAAAGAAAUGCAAGAAGUAAACUGGCAACGAAAAAAUAGUCAAACAACUGCUGGUGAAAAAGUAAAAAUUUUGGAAGAGAAAUGGGUUACUUUAGUUAGUAAAAAUUUCGAGAUAGAAAGAGCCUGUGUUGAAUUAGAGAAUGAACUUCAAGCUUUGACAGAAGCAAAAGAAAAGGCAAACGCAAAAAAAACAUCAUCUAAUGACGAUCCUGAUUGAUAUUUUUGUAUAUAUUUUCAUCCUAAAAUUUGUAAUAUUGCUUUGAAUAGGUUUGAUAAAAAAUUAUGACUUUA